Messenger RNA from Acytostelium subglobosum LB1, 744 nucleotides. RefSeq lists its product as hypothetical. The record is from RefSeq and is a predicted model, not a curated record. NCBI's taxonomy places the organism in Eukaryota, Evosea, Eumycetozoa, Acytosteliales, Acytosteliaceae. The transcript has a single exon. Bases 1 to 744 code for a protein of 247 amino acids.
AUGAGCUCCACUGGAAACGGAGAGUACGGUGGUGCCAUCAUUGACUGCUUGAGCAUGGGACGUGCUUUUGACAUCGUGGGCGAUUCGAUAAUUUCGUUCUACAAUGUCACAAUGGUGAAUUGUGUGAACUCCAUCGGCGCAGCUAUCUCUGUCAGACAGUCCAUUGUUUACAUGGACUAUGUCAAGAUAUCCAACUCCAAGAGUGAUAUGGGCACCAUCUACCUAAACCAUUCCAGCCUCUACAUGUCCACCAGUGUCUUGACCAACAAUGUGGCAUUGAACAGUGGAGCCUCGCUCUAUCUGGCCAGUAGCACUGCCGAGAUCACCAACUCGACACUCGCCGGAAAUACCCGUGUGGUGAUGAUUCCCAAUCCAAGAUUCGAGGAGAACCUGCUUGUGUCAGCUGGCUCCAGAGUCCAGGUGAUCGGCAAGCCCCCAAUUAGUGUAUUCUGCUCAGCUGACUCGACUGUUGUCGAUGCCAAGGGAGCCUCGCUGUGCACCAACGUGUUGACCGACUCGCCACUCCUGCCCACCAUGCCCAAAUGUGGGGAUCACACCUGUGAGCUGUUUGUCGAGGACUUCUUCUCGUGCCCUGAUGAUUGUAACUCAACCCGCUUCACUGGAAUGCUCCAACAGGACUACCACUGUACCUCGGACAAGUACAAAACUGCACCCUCCUCAAGAGCCGCCAGCAACGUACAGACAUCCCCCUCCGCUUGUUGGAGAACCUUGAUGGCCCAUUGA